Pecten maximus is the source of this 4145-nucleotide messenger RNA. RefSeq lists its product as uncharacterized. The transcript is spliced from 2 exons. The record is from RefSeq and is a predicted model, not a curated record. NCBI's taxonomy places the organism in Eukaryota, Metazoa, Mollusca, Bivalvia, Pectinida, Pectinidae. The coding region runs from base 264 to 1271 and encodes 335 amino acids.
UGUUUUCAAUACGACCCUAGCUGCUCCCACUCUACGACGCCAUUGUCGAAAGCGUGCCACGAAUGUAGUUUGAGACGACCUAUUAGCUACCCAUUGCCGCCAUAUCUAGUAACAAGUAGCGAGGACAGGAUUAAUCAAAGGUAGCCUUAUGUGGUCACAUAAUCCAGGACUAGCUUCAUUUGUAGUAACGGCGAGCUUUACCAGCCGAGUGAGGAGCCCUGCGCCAGCUGUACACACAGACAUGGCAACCAACUGACGAGACGAUGGUAUACGAGACACCCCGAUCUUCCCGUUCGGAGUCCCCCGUGGCCCCUUAUCCCGGGUUCGACUUUGACGGGAGUCGCCUGUUUCCGUCUCCCAUACCAAGGGUCACCUGGCAGGGAGAGGCAAACGCCAUCAAAAACCGCGGCACCGUAGGGAAGUGGGUGUUCGAUUAUUACGCUGGAAAAUAUGACUCGCCUCGACCGGAACCACGAUGUCCGACCCCGGCAGCUAAAGAAAACCAUGAACAUGGCCGAAACGGAACAGUCGCGCGGCUGUUGAGAGAUUCCAAAACUGCCCGGCCAUCAACUGCUCCCCCAAGGGUUAAAUCCGAGGCGGAACCGAUUGCAAGUCUUAGUCGGGGUAAGCGCAUGAAAGUGAUCGUGCAAAAAUAUGCUCAAUCGGCACCUAGUCCCAGGGUUCCAAGAAUCAAACCGGAAGCGGAAGGGCAUUCCCAAGUUCAUAAAGGAGGACGAAUGGACAGACUUGUUCACAGUUAUGGGUGUAUACCCCAGUCUCCUCGCCCCGUUCCUAGGGUAAAAUCGGAGGCCGAGGAUAUAGCAGACCUCAGCAAGGGAAAGAGAAUGAAAACAAUCGUCCACGCUAAUGGACGACUUCCUGUAACGGCGCGUGAUAAAGCAGUACCGCGGGUUAAACCGGAAGGGGAAGAUAAUGCAGAUUUAGAUCGUGGAAAGCGAAUGGAUAAGAUAGUUCACAGCUACGGACGUGAACCGCCCGGUCGCGCUGUACCAAGGGUUAAACAAGAUGGUGAUCCAAACUACAGGCUAGAUUUGGGUAAGCGCAUGUGCACUUUGUUGCAUGACGUCAAAAAAUACCCGACGUCUCCGUGCCACGCACCACGUGUUCGAACGGCCGAAGCAUCAACCAUCUUACGUAAAAGCCGUGGUCAAAUGGCACAUGUUCUAAGCCAGUCAGGUCAACGUACAUGUAUUCAUAAACCCGGCGUCCAAAGACAAAUAUACGACAGACCAAAUUCAAAUCUCAUGUGAUUGGUCAACAGUGUCAAGUAUUUUUUGUAGAUUGUAAAAUAUCGCUUAUUUAUAUAAAGUUUAACCACGACUACAGAAAGUAAUGUUUUUAUGAAAUGGUUGUGUUCACGUACGGAGAUACUGAUAAUCGGGAUUGGUAAAGUUAGUCUACAGUAUUAGAUCUAAAUCAAACUGGAAAAAAAGUCAUAACGACAUUUCUCAAUUUUGUAUAGAUGUUAGAUAUUGUUCCUGUAUCACAAAUAAUAUUAGCCCAUGUAUCAUCUUACCUAACAGCAAUCGAAACAUCCCAGCAAAAUCCGUCAAGAUCCGGAAUAUAUAUAGAUUCCGUGUCUUGGUGGAAAUAGCCGAUAUGUUGCGAUCCUUGAUAGCCGUAGAUCAUUCCGCUACCCUUCAUGAUGUAGGUACGGAAUCUACCGAGAGUUGACGAGUGAGUCGUAGAUUAAUUGACGACAGAUUUAUGGCAGAUAACUGCUCCCUAACCUAGCCAGUAACGAUACAAUAUUAGAGAAUGAUGUAUUGAUAUCUCGGAACAACUUUAUCAAUUAUAAAAUGACGCUGUUAUGUCGAUAAGUGUUGUGCCAAGUAACUUCACCAGGCAUUUGGCAAACGGCAAUCACAACGGACGGAGGACAAACUAGAGUUGACAAAGGACAUAUUAGACGGAUUUGUGCCUUUUGCAUUUUGUGCUUCAAUGAAAGGCACAUUAAAAGCAUAGUUUCGGUGACUAAAACGUGUCGGAAUCUAUAGUGUCUAUAUAGCUUGAAGAAACGUUUCACGUAUACUUGCUUAUUCCCUUUAAAAAUUCUAAGGGACAGGCGAUACCGCUGUGAUAUACGUAUGUCUACUGGAGUAUUAUACAACAUACAGUCGUGUACUUGUCAAUAUGAUUGGAUUUUCGUAUAUAAUAGUCAGUAUUAGAUGUUAGUAUCUUAAGUAUCGGGAACACCGUAGUCGACAGAUAGAACAACAUUUUCUCGUCGAAGGUAAGCCGUAACGGACCGGUUCAAAUCGUGACGAGGGGGCACAUAUACUCUCGCUCAUCUAUGACGAGCGUAGCUGAGUUGAUACGUACACUGAUUACAAACUCUGUGACAUGAAAUGACACUGAAGUUACACUUUACACCUCAGUGGACAUACACUUCACUGGUCAUUUGUCUGGUAAAGGUGACGCUUCACGGGUUAUUUGUCUGAUUAAGGUGACGCUUCACUGGUCAUUUGUCUGGGGAAGGUGACGCUUCACUGGUCAUUUGUCUGAUUAAGGUGACGCUUCACUGGUCAUUUGUCUAAUGAAUGUGACGCUUCACUGGUCAUUUGUCUAAUGAAUGUGACGCUUCACUGGUCAUUUGUCUGAUGUGGGUGACGCUUCACUGGUCAUUUGUCUGAUGUGGGUGACGCUUCACUGGACAUUGGUCUGAUGUGGGUGACGCUUCACUGGUCAUUUGUCUGAUGUGGGUGACGCUUCACUGGUUAUUUGUCUGAUGAAGGUGACGCUUCACGGGUCAUUUGUCUGGUAAAGGUGACGCUUCACGGGUCAUUUGUCUAAUGAAUGUGACGCUUCACUGGUUAUUUGUCUGAUGAAGGUGACGUUUCACUGGUUAUUUGUCUGAUUAAGGUGACGUUUCACUGGUCAUUUGUCUAAUGAAGGUGACGUUUCACUGGACAUUCUUCUGAUGAAUCCAAUACUGGUUGUGUUGCACGUUCGUACACAUUUUCAUAACAUCUUUGUUCCGUCUAAUUCACAGGGACCUGUCGCGAAUUUCCACCCCAUGGUCCGUAGAUAUGUACCAUAAAUAUGUUUAUGGACAGCGUAGUGAGAAUUCGUGCCAAUUCCCUGUAUGUUUAUUCCAUGAUAUAUGUACCAAGACUCUUUAACACUGAAUCACGGGCGAGGUUUAUUUAUAUAUGAUAUUCUGGUUUUUUUUUAUGGUUUUAACUCCAGACAUAAGUGCUGUCUUUACCAACAUUUUGAUUAAUUUUACUUUCGUUGUGGUGGAAAAAAUUAAGUUCACAAAUAUCUGGAAUGGGGUUUUUGGUCAAGGUUAAAAUAUGUCUGUCUACUUUGUCCUAAUCUUAAUGUAAUUAUUCGGAAUGUGAAUGACCUGAACGAGUUCGUGUUACGGGUCCUCACAGCAAACUUGACAGGCAGACAGUGGCUAUGUGUAUAUUUUGAAUUGAGAGUCUAGGGUUUUAUAUUUUCUAUUUUUAGUUAAUGCCAUUUGUUUAGUUCAUUGUUUUGAAUCUAAAAGAACCUUUUUGAAAUUUUGUAUGCUUAAUAAAUAUGAUAUAUGGUACUCCUAUACUCCUAUACGUCUAGUCAUGUUUAACUUCUAACAUAAUAAGAAUAGAUAUAUUUCUUAAGUCAAGGCCAGCCAAUUGCCCAUUGUAUUUUUGUUUAUUAUUUUUCAUCUUCUGUAGGUUUUCUCCCUUUGUUUACAAGCAGUGUUUCCCAAAUUGUGUAAGCUUUUCUAUGACAUGAUGCUAUUCUUUUUAAGUACCAUUUUAAUUAGACAAUGUCUCAAUUCCAUCUUUGUUUUAAUUCUUGGGCAGGGGACGGGCGUAUAUUGUUACUCUUGUUAUAUAUUAUUAUAAUUUCAGUAUUCAAAAAUCAAAUGUAACAUGAAGUUUCAACUACAUUCAACAUUGAAAGAAUAUUUUACAUUGAGACGUACCAUCCCAAUAGUCAGGUGUUACGUUCGGGACUCCCCGGCUCGUACUGACACGUUUAUACAAUAGUCAGGUGUUACGUUCGGGACUCCCCGGCUCGUACUGACACGUUUAUAGCUGUAUUGUGAUAGUGGCGCGUGAUAGACUAUUAGUGCUUAUAUUGUUAUUAUUAAAUAUUUUGAAAUUCAAUAAACAUUGUGUUUUUAUAUG